AUGUCUCUGAGCAGGUUCUCCCCAUCCAAUCAUGUCGACAGAGGCCACAUUUCGAGGCGCAAUAUCCAUUUUUCAUCGUCUGGGAACGAACGAAGUGCGAAUGAACCAAGCGGGAGUCCGCGCGCUACAACGCUAGGUGUAGAGUCGUCUGUGAUGCGUCUAUUCGCGUCUACAAAGAAGUUGCUGGUGGCAUUGACACAGUGGAGUUUAAUGAAAGUGAACGAGGACUAUGUCAGCGAUGUAUACGUUCGGGUGGGAAACGACUUCCAUGCUGCAAUUGCAGCGUUCUCUCAGUUCAACGUCGAUAUGAGUGAGUUUAAUUCGUUUCCAGUCGACUUGCGGAAGGUCCUGGAGCAGUGUCUUGCUGAGGACCCCACACCCGAGAAUCUCGAAGUAUACCUUCCAACUGUGAAGAAAAUCACCAAUCUGCUCUCUGGAUUGCACGCGAAGCAAUCUGCUUGCCGUCGGCAGCUCUCCGACCAACGGCGGGGUUCCCAACAUGACAGCCGAAAUGACAGUCGCUCGCCGCGCCAGCAGAAUUCUCACCUGAGCCCACUCUCGAGGAACACUGCAGAGGAUGGUCAAAGUCGGGGAGCUCCCCCAUCCAGUAGGAGGAAUACCGAGAAAACGCCCCGUGGCCCGCUCAGUCCCGUAGGGGAGGUUUCCUUUGAAAGCUUAUCAUAUCCCGAACAAACAUCCAACAUGGAUCAUAAAUCAUCAUCGCGUCGCCCGCCCGUCCCUUCUAAACCUUCUCCAAUUACCGGCUCUUCCCUCUCAAAGACUUCUUCACAACGAACCUCUACAACGGAGACGAGGCGCCACGCAUAUGUAUGCUUACCACGGCCGCCAUCGCCAGAUGUUAUUGUUGAGUCUCCGAGUCCAGAAAGCCAAGAAGAGUCAUCAAAUAACAGCCCUCUUUCGUCGACCGAUACCGCAACUCCCGACGUGGUGGAUUCGCUUGUUGCCCUAAAUAAAAGCGACAUCCUCGAACGUCGGGCUUCAAAACGAUACUCGUCAUAUAAUAUCUCUAAAAUGAUUGACUCUACACGAGAAAAGUUUAUGGGCAAGACGCGGUCCAUGUUGGUCUCGCCUGCGUUGACGCCGAGGGAGCUGGCAGCUCUUGUUGACUUAGAAGAUGACAGAACUUCUCCUCCUUCUUCCGCUCCGUCCAUGGGCCGAGGGUCCGUUUUGUCUUCUCUUUCCCCUUCGCUUGGUGCACUUUUACAGUCACCAGGACGCCCAAUAUCCCCGUCGACCACUCGCAAGCCCACCCACACACCUAGUCGUACACCGGAACCGCCAGAACGACCUCCAUCCCCGAAGAAACCAUCAGCUUCAGUUCUCGGUAGAGGAUGUCCACCCGUUUCAUCAAAGAUGACUGUGUUCCUGCAAGUCGACAAAGAAGUCAAGAAAACCGUAAUAGAAUCCGGUCUUUCACUACCUUCAAUUAGGAUGUUAUUCGUAGACCGUUUCUCAUACAAUCCCGCUGCUGAUAAUUUCCCUGCCAUCUAUAUUCGUGAUCCUUCCAGCGGCGUACGGUACCAGCUGGAGAAUGUGAACGAAAUUCAAGAAAAAUGUUUACUUUCCUUGAACAUCGAACCUCUUGACCAGGUUAAACAGCACAUGGAUACCCAGAUUUCGACCUUAUCUGAGGAUAUGAAAGAGCUGAAAUCUGCUGUCAACAGAAUUAGUACACAAUCCCUCAUAUACAGCCCCAUAGCUGAGAGUGCCCCCUCGACUCCCCCGCCGGUUUCUGCGCGCCUUUCGAGGUUCACCGGCUCAAACUUCUUCCCCGCGACCCCGCCUCAAACGCCUUCCACCACCAGUCAAUCGUUGAAACUGCAAUUGACGUCUGCCGAGUGUCCGCCGCGCACCAUGGCCGAACUCAGGACACAGUUUGACGAGGUGCAAUGCCUACGGAGGGAUCUGGGUGUCAUGCGACAACUCUACACCGACUUUAUGAAGCAAACCAAGGACUCUCUGAAUACCCUCCGUACGCAAACUCAAACAGUGAAGCAACUAGCCAAUGCAGACAUCGGCGGUGACCGUGCUAUCGUCGACGCUGGGAAGAAGACCCUCGAUACUCGGAGCCAGAAUAUCUUGACGGAGGUGGAGAGGUUGCAGGAUGCGAUUGACGCCGUGAAGGCGGACGUUUUGAAGAGACAUAUAACACCCAAGCCUCAGUAUAUGAAGUCGAUCCGCAAGGAUGCCGACGCUGCGGCAUCUGAGCUGGAGAACCUCAAAGAGCACCUCGCGACGAUCAAGCCCAUGUGGAAAAAGACGUGGCGAGAGGAGCUACAGAAUAUUGUUGAGGAGCAAGAGUUUCUUAAUCAUAACGAGGAGCUCCUCAGUGAUCUUCUGGAAGAUCAUAAAGCGUUAGGGGAAGUCCUGGGGCAUCUGGAACAAGUUGUUACCAUGGGAUCGCACAGGGGCAGAGGACGCCUUCCUGCGGUCCGCACGGAGGGUAAGGGUGAUCUGGGUACUGUUUUGCAGCAGAUUCGAGGUGCUGCUGUAGACCCAGAGAAGCGUCUGAAAGCGAUAGAGGAGAGUCAGAAGAAUAGAGAGAAGGAGAUGGCUAAGAACCGGCCUGACGAUGAUCUACAAACCAAGCUGACAGAGUUUGUUGGUGGAAAGAAGCUUAAACUGACCGGUGGGGUGGAGGAAGUGGAGCGGCUGAGGCAAAAGCGGAGUGAUCAGGCGUUGAAGACCAUGUUCAACGGUGCUCGCGCGGGUAUGAACAGCCCUUGA
Messenger RNA from Guyanagaster necrorhizus, 2748 nucleotides. RefSeq names its product AIP3-domain-containing protein. The coding region runs from base 1 to 2748 and encodes 915 amino acids. Gene Ontology annotation, molecular function: cytoskeletal regulatory protein binding. The transcript is spliced from 4 exons. Lineage: Eukaryota; Fungi; Basidiomycota; Agaricomycetes; Agaricales; Physalacriaceae. Gene Ontology annotation, cellular component: cell tip; cytoplasm. The record is from RefSeq and is a predicted model, not a curated record. Gene Ontology annotation, biological process: establishment of cell polarity.